Molecule: messenger RNA, 2499 nt
Organism: Daphnia pulicaria
Lineage: Eukaryota; Metazoa; Arthropoda; Branchiopoda; Diplostraca; Daphniidae
Exons: 3
Coding region: 1736-2218 (160 amino acids)
Source: RefSeq, a predicted model, not a curated record
GUCAUUUUAAAUGUUGACAACGUCGACAAGCGGAUUCCUCUUGUUUGGAUUGAACCGCCUUGGAAGCGUGCGUGACUCGUUUCGCAACUAGUUUUCUCACGGUUCAUUUUCUCGCGGGUCUUCCACCUCCUGACGCUAUCUAGCGAUCGUCAAAGGAGACAUGGACAAAGUGCCAAAUUCGGUUUUCAAGGUUCAUCACUUUGUAAUUUAGCCAACUGAAAUCAAUGACCAGACACGCCGGAAGUUUGCUGCUGCAAUACUAAGCAGAAUGGUGACGUAAUUCUUGUUUAAUUGCGAAUCAUCUGACCAGUUUGACAACUCUGACACCGCUGUAAAAAGGUAACCUAUCCUCCUGCCAAGGUAAGGAGAACAGAGGAUGGACAACAAAAGUCGAAAGUUGAAAGGAUUUUGGCAAUACAAAACGACAAAGUGUUUUUUAAGUUUGAAAGAAAGAGAUGCCACGUGAACAACAGUGCCUGUCUCAAUGUCACGAAGUGUCGGUUAUACUGGUAACAUUUUUUUUUAAACAAUAAUUUUAAAGCGCUUCUUAAGUUUGUUAUGCACUCACAGUCUUAGACACUGAUACGUGUUCAGUAUAAAAUUCAAGUUCAUGAAAUGGAAAUGAAAAGGAAUCGCUUUCUUUAGACUGUCGCAAUUUGUGGAGAGUUCCGGUUCUGUUGAAACACUUUUCAAAGAAGCCAAAGGACGUCAUUGAAAAUCUGGAAGUCAAUUAUUCACGGGAAAUGGAACUGGUUUUCAUGUUGCACUAGUAUCGAUCGCGUGUCUUAUUCACGAUUUCGAAACGAAAGUUCCGACUAGUUUGAUAUCAUUUAAUUCAUUCCAAGAAAUUCUUCCACGUCCAAUUGAAUCCAAAAGUUGUUCCACUCAUCAAUAUAAAAAGCGCAGCCAAAUUCCUUUGAUGCGGUCCUUUCGUAAGCUCUGAAACCGAAAUUUGCCCUCCAUUGUUGACGAAUCAAAGAGUUCCGCAUUCAUCAAUUACUGGUUCGUUAAUUCUUAUAGAAAUUCAACAUAUCUAAGCAACGGAUUGCGUCACGAACUAUAAGUAAGUAGACUCCUUUAGAAAUCUAUUUUACGUUUCAUCCGAUGUUUUUAAAAAAUAAUACGAUUUUUCUUUCCGUCAACACCAUCUAGCGUCUGAUGCAGCAAGGUCUUUUAAGAUGCGUCCUAAAGCGCCAAAAUUUGACUGGCUUUUAAAUGGGUCCGCACUUGCGCCCCACCCGGACGGUUUAUGAGAAAAAGAAUAAAUAACGACCUUAACAACUGUCCCAGUGGAUUGUUUUUCUUAUCAGCUAGUGAAAGUAUAAGGUUCAAUAUAUACUCUCUCCCAUCUCAAAACAUUGGAAACGCUAUGGAUACGUGAGGCAGCAUAACAAUUCCGAUGGGACCCCGCCCUUUUUUCGGGCCUAGUUCAAUACACAGUGGUCGUCGAUGGAUGGACCUGUUCCGGCUUUUUCCAAGGUCUACAUGCCUUAUCAGAGGGUGUAAUCUGUCUUUUGACCUCCGACGACCUUGCAUUAGCCCAGUUCUAUUAGUUCAUCUCUCUUUCCUCGAGAGUUUUUUUGGGCAACAGAAUUAUUACUAUAUGCGCCCUUCUGUCCAUCUUGACGUUAGUACGUGGUGUGGUAUAUAGGCGAAGUGACUUGGCAGUUUCUUUCCAUCAUUUCAUUUGGCUCCGGAGCCGUGAUCGCGUCAGUUCUAAAAUUCAAUUUGCAUUAUGGAUAUCUUUGGAAGUGCCUUGAUUAGCCCAUCCGUUUCGUGGGCAAUCAAUCGUAACAUUGCCAGUUCCAAUGACCGGAAAAGAGCUCACGAAUCCGACGAUGAAGAAACAACUGAACCGGAUCAGCUGGAAAAAUCGGACAAGUAUUCAAAUUAUAAAACCGGUGUCAAGACACCAUUAGUCAGCAAAUCGUCGUUAGGAGGUAAAUUCAAAGAAUUGUUUCGACGAGUUAACGGAUCUAAUGAAGAAGCUCAAUCUCUACUCGCUAGUAGUCGAUCGACAAACAAGCCAAUCAUUCCACGCGAUAAAAUCAAGAUUGCCGGCAAGCGAUUACGGAAAGCGCUUCAUCAAUCAAUCAAAUACAUGGCAAUUGGCAUGGAGAAUAUGGGCACAAUGAUUUACAUCUCAACCAACGUACCCAGUUCGAUUUAUUAUAGUCGAAACAACGACAACUACUACCCAAACAUGCCUUACUGCUAGUCGUCAGCGUUCAUUCAUCAGUCAACAACUUUUUGAUGCGUUUGUGGUGUAAACAAUUAUUUGUUUUGAUGGGAUAUUACGGAAUUCUCAGGAAAUCAGUCUUGGACGCUAACGCCACCUAUCCUCAAGCAGACGUACUCGAUUAACAUUUGUCGACGGAAUUCCUUAUUUUUGUCAUAUUUUUAACUAAAAAUACCAAACAAUCUGAUAAAAACUCGUCACAUCAGUCACGUAGAAUAAUACACGACGUUUCCUUUGUUUUAUACGAAAUUCCAGCUGUU